Molecule: messenger RNA, 5952 nt
Organism: Prorocentrum cordatum
Lineage: Eukaryota; Dinophyceae; Prorocentrales; Prorocentraceae
Source: the annotation of a GenBank genome assembly
AUGGCCUUUUUGCAGGCGUCCCCUCAGUGCUUUCGGCUUUACAGGGGCAACGCGGCGAAUGGAGUUGACAUCCAGCUGCUGCAGAACACGGUGACCUUGGAGAUUGUGGAGCUACCGCAUGAGAAGGUCGGCCACCGCUUCAUCGGCAAGUGCAAUCGGGUCAUUAGGGUGAUCGACAGCCGCGUGCAGCUGGAUGAUAUUUUCGAGGCCUUCCAAUCCGACCAGGUCCACCAUGAGAUCCGCGCAGAGCCUCAGUUCAUCAGGCUGUCGGACUUGCAAGGCAUUGACAUCGUCGACUUCGUCACCCACUUGCACAACGCUGGCUGCCAGGAGCACUCCGAGCUGCUUAAGUCAAUUGCUGCUCAGGUGCUCCGUGAGAUGUCUGGCAUCGUGGAGAGCAUGAUCUGCGCCGCGCACCCCGUGCGCGGCAACGCGCUCGAGCCGAUGGACCUCGACGGCGGCGCGGGGGGAGGGCGCAUGAAGCUCUACCACGCCAGGAACGCGCGCUUGACGGAGCGCUUGCUGUGUCAGUACGUAGAUGCGUCACGGCGCGCAUUCAAGGACCCGCGCAGGAGGGGAAUAUCGAAAGAGGACGCCAGAUGCGUGUCGAUCGCGGGGCCAGACGGCACGAAGGUGGGGACGGACCUCAGCAUCACCAUGGGCGUGGUCAUGGACCAGCGCAGCGGGGUGUGCGCGGUGGCGCCGCCCCAGGUCCCCACGGAGUGCCUCACCGAGCAGUGUUUCUGCGACAGCGUGGAGCUCGCGGAGCUGGAGGAGAAGCACCGUUUGCACUUCAGGAGCGUCGUCAAACGCAAGGUCGGGGAGGUUCAGGUUGAUGAGAAAGGCGAGCCCACAGGAGAUCCUUUCGACUGGCGCUUAUUGUGUAUUUCUCCUGACAUGGGCCCUGAUAUGGUAGCCACAGAUGCGUUCCUCAGUUAUGAGAAGAACAUCAACUUGCAGUGCGACUAUGACCAGAGCCACACGCUGAACAACGCGUCGAAGGGCGCAUUGAGGGAGGGCGUCUGGAAGCACAUGGACUCGUGCGGGUCUUGCGACCAGGACGACUUGUUUUUGUUUUACUUGCCCCACAUCCGCCGCCAGAUGAAGGAGGUCGACCUCAGCACGCACGAGGUGGUUGAGGCUUUCUGGAAGUCCUUGCGUAACCAUUCACUUUUACACACCAAGUCGGAGCGCGUGCACUUGGGCAAGUUUCAGGCCCCCAUUGUUAUCGCUGGGAAAACUAUACAUUUGUUCUCGUUGAAGGCUUACUUCUUGAACGCAGCUGUCAUGACUCUCGGAUUCAAAGGGACUGACCGUAGGACCACCGCCCCGCCGAAAGAGAUGCUGCCAUACCCAGACCCUGCAGAAGGUGCCGUUGUCGAGUGCGUUCCUAACACGUUGAAGGCCCAGUCGCACAAGUCAUUCGAUGCCAAGUGCGCCAACCAAUUGGACCGAGCCGCUUUCUUGUUCGGCGACAUUUCUAAUUUCAACCGCCAGCGCCGGAUCGUCGACGUGUUGUCACUUGUUGCAACUUUCCAUGGCAAGCGCCCCUGGGUUUAUUUAACCGCCCUUGCCCCCGCCAAGGCGGGGGUGAUGGCGGCGAGGCAGAACAAGGAGUUGCGGAGCGCCGACGCCACCAAGCCCUACGAGCUGAAGAUGUGCAAGGGCUUCUACCACCGCGCGGAGCAGCUCACCAUGACGAACGCGAACUUCAUCAGGCACUACUCUGAGGAGGGCAUCUUUCCGACCUGGGUUGAUCAGCGGAUUUGUUUGAACGAUCCUAGAGUACAGAUGGAGGAUGAGAACUGCCAGAUGUUGCACAGGCUCAUCGUGGACUUGCCGAUGCAGCAAGCGACGAGGAACCUUGUCUGGAGCCACGGGUUGCCUCGCAGACAGGUCCUGCUCCUGGAUCAGGACGAGGCCGUCCAGCAGGCUUUCCUGGACGAGCUGCGCCACGACCGCUUCCUGUACAUGGAGCUCCAGAAAGCAACCUUCGAGGGCAGCGACCAGAUGAGGCAGGGGCACGUGAUGCGCAAGAUGUGCAACCAGCAGCUCCUCCGAUGCCUGGGCGUGGAGGACUGGAAGGUGACUCCGAGGCUCGCGGGCCACCUCGAGACCAAGAUCCGGCGGCACAUCGCUUCUCAGAUCAUCGAGGACUGCUUCGGAAAAGCGAAAGCCAAGAUCGACAAACAGUCCAACACGUUGAGUUGCCCGAAAUUGGCGAUGGCGGCUGUGAUCGACUCGGAAGUGGUAAGGGUCACGCACAAGUUCGAGGAAGUUGAUCCCCAGCAGGUGCAGCCAGCCAGGGCAGCGAUGUUUGCCCCCACGACGUUCAAGCCUCAGCUGCAGCGCAGGUUCCUGGACAAAAAGACGGAGGAUCUCGGCUUGUACAAGAUUUCUGGAUAUGGCGAUGCGUUUUGGUGGUCACCGCAGGCUUGUGGACACGCGCAGGCCUUGUCCGACUUGGAGGUUCUUCGGCAAGCUCAUGCUCGAGGCAAGAUGGCGGACGUUCCAGCGAAGUUCUAUAGCCAACUCGUUCAGCCGAACAUUCUCGUUCGCAAGGUUGACGAUGCUGAGUGGCGCCUCGGUUUGGGAUGUGUUGAUGGUUGCUUGGUCGUGACAUGGCCAGUUGUAUCCACAGCAGAGGGCAGCUACAAGGUGAACAACUACGGCCACAGGGACUUGCGCGUCAUCUUCGACCCCUCCGAGUGGGAGGGCCUCUCGGUGAAGUACGCCUCCCCGCUGCACCAGGCCAUCUUGCAGACCAUGAGCGACUUGGACAACGCCACCGCCGCGACGGAGGUUGACCUCAAGUUACUUGAAGGAACUUUCUGUGAUUUCAGAGAAGUUGCUUACCCCAGUGCGUCGUUGGCCACCCUGAUCAAGACCCUCUGCCGCGCCGUCGUUCCCGAUUGUACCGAUCUCAUCAUCAACCAGGCUUUCUUCGCCAGGACUGGCUCCUUCCACAUGGACGACUCUAUCGAGGACCCCCUCCAUCUUGAAUGGGUGACCGAUGUAUUUGACAAAGGUCUCGCAGACGAAGUAUUGCAGGAGUGCAAAGCAGCGAAGGCCAUCAAGUCCCAGCGCACCGAGUUCACCGACGAGGUAUGCAAGUGGAAGUUGCAGUGCCAGGACUUGCUCCUGGUCCAGAUGAUCGCCCUGCACCAGCACCUCAUUCAGAUGGUCACACAUCGCCAUUGCCGGCAAUUGCUCCAGAUGGCCACGCAGCACCUGAUCCAGAUGGCGCCCAUUUGCGUCGAGGACAGCCCGCCUCCUCCCGUGCCUGCCGCGUCGGCCUCGGUCAUGGGCGCGCCUGCUGCAGUUGCGCCGUUUGCCGAGCUUGCUGCAGUUGCCUCGGUCGCGAGCACCCCGAGGCGUAACCUCAUCCGGCUACGUAGCAGUGCGCGUUUGGCAGCUUACGACCCAUCGGGCAUUGUUCGGGAGGGCGAGUUGCCAAGCCCUUUCGGCGACCAGCAGUUCAAUGCGCAGAGCCAGGUUUUAAGAGAUGUGGCGGCCGAGGCAGGUGCUGACACCCAGGUCAAGUCUAGGUUCGACCGCGCGAUGGGUGACCUCAACACGGUGAUGGGGCAGCAGCUGGAGAUGCACACGAAGUGUCUUGGUUGGCUAGAAGAGUACCAGUUACUGGCGCACAAGCACGAAUCUCAUGCCGAACAGCUGUUAGUUGACCUCGAUCAAGAGAAAGUAAAGGGCCUCGAGUUCAAGCCGACGCGCUUGCCCUCCGCGUCAGGCGCGCGGGCUGGCGCGCGGUGGGAGCGCGACAGCGGGCGUGACAUCAGCGGUCAUGUUAUCGCCCCUUGCAUUUCCCCACUGCUGGCUGGAGACAGCGAGCGCCGCAAGGUGCGCGUGUGCGCGGCCUGGGACUUCGGGCAGACGGUCGCCCUCGCGCCCGCGGAGGGCUUGGACGUGAGCGACGUGCAGGUGGGCUACGCGGACCCUCCGAAUGGCGCGCCGAUGAAGUGGUGGGUCGCCGCAGUCUUGUGGGGUGAUGAUGUGCCGCGUGGUAAGGUUUGCGACGUCGCGGGGUGGUGGGCGGUCGACUUCUUCACGAACCACAUCUGCGACUCGUUCCCAGCCGUGACCGACGCCCCCGAGAAGUUCCGCGCUGGCGGUACGCAGUACGACUUGGUCGUGGUCGAGGGCAUGAGCCGCUUGUCGACGCCCGAGCGGGUUGAGCUCAUCUGCGAGGUCGGCAGGCUCGCCGUCUGGACCAUCAGCACGUGGGCGCAGCAAGAGAUCGCCUCUCGCAAGUUGACGGUGCACCCCGCUGCCAUUCCGAACUUGCUCGCCCACACCAACAGGUGGGUCUCCGACGGCAUCAGGGUGAUGAUCGACACCGAGGCGCAGGCGGCGAUCGAGACGCACAGCGCCCCGCCCAGCCGCAAGCUGAAAACGGCGAGGAGCAGGCAGGCUGCCGCGCGCCGAUCUGCCAGCAGCGGAGGCCUCUCCUACCUCGACAGCGUCGCGGUGAGGCCUGUCCAGGUCGAGGACUACCACCGGCGGAUCGAGGAGUUCUAUGGGUUCGUCCGCCGCCAGGGCUUGAGCACCUGCACCCUGGACUCCCCAGAGGCAGCGCUCCUGGACUGGGCGGGCGACGCACUCUUGGAGGGCAGGAAGAAGCACGACGGCGAGAAGCUGAAGGCGGCUGUCCUGCACUACUACCCGAACCUCCAAAGGCCCAACACCAAGCCGCUCGCCAGGUUCGAGAGGUGCCUGAAGGCUCGGGGGCGUCGGCGGCCUGCGCUGGGCCGACUGCCACCGCCGUGUCCAACGAUCUGCGGUCUGGCGGUGGGCCUUCACCUCCUGAGCCACACGGACAUGGCGGUGGCCGUGCUGGUCGCGCUCAGCGCCUACUUGCGGCCAGGGGAGCUGCGUGGUCUCCGGGUGCGCGACUACGGGGCGGAGCACCAGAAGUGGUCGCUGAUUUUCGGGCCGUCGGACGGCCAGGGCGACCCGACCAAGACCGGCGUGUGCGACGACAACGUGACGAUGGACCACGAGAACCCGCAGUUCCUCGGGCACUUCUUCGAGCUGCACCGCCGCGGGAAGGCCCCCGACGAGCCGCUGUGCAGCUUCGCGCAGGCGGAGCUCGGGGCCAUGAUCGCCAAGGCGCUCAAGGUGUGCAACCUCGAGGGCCUGGGCAUCGUGCCCCACAGCCUGCGGCAUGCAGGCCCUUCGUGGGACGUCAUCACGGGCAGGAGGUCGCAGCUGGGGGUCGGCAAGGCGGUGGCGAGGUGUGGCAUCUCGUCGCUAGAAGUGGAGAUACAGAGCAGCCUCGACCUGCUCGCGCCAGGAGUGAUGGAGGCCCUGCUGAAGCUGGUGAGCUCAGGCCGUGUGAAGGUAAUAUGCCAGCAUCGGUGGCGCCGCCGCUGUGAGUACGAGGAGUACUCCGAGGUGUCCGAGGAGGAGGAGUGGUCCUGGCAGAAGAAGAGGCGGACACGAUGGGUCAGGCGGAAGGUUGCCCCUGCCAGGAAGAGUGCCGCGUCGACCGUGCCGGCCUGGAGGAUGCAGCAGGCGAGGGGCAAGGUCCUGGAUUUGCCCGUCAGCCAGGUCAGGUUCACCCAGGCGAGCAUCAAGCAUGAGUUCUCGGAUGGCAGGAAGCUCGAUGAUCUCAUCGCGGAUCUCGAGAGCGGGAAAGUUAACCCGAAGACGCACAAGAAUUUGUUGUUGAGGGGCUUCCAGCAAGACGCCCGUGGACCGCACCAUCCGGCGACUUAUUUCUGCGAGAACAACCGGCGGUUGCAUUGCUUGAGCGAGUUCCAGAGGCGGCACCCAGAGCGUGAGGUGAAGGUGCGGAUGUUCGUGGAUUGUUUCAUGGGGAAGGCCAAGAAGGCAAUCCAGGCGCUCACCACGGUCAACGGCGGAACCACGGUGACGGUGCGCAGGCCCGCGUCGGCGAGGUCGAGCCGCGACAAGGCCAUGGACGACUUGUAG